AGUCAUCUGGAGCCCAAGGCUGCCCCCCUUACAUUUCCUGACACUGCCAGUGGUUUGUACACCUGCCUGUGCUGAUUCUCUGCCUAGGAAAGGACCAUGCAACUGGAGAUCAAAGUGGCCCUGAACUUCAUCAUCUCCUACCUGUACAACAAGCUGCCCCGGCGCCGGGCAGACCUGUUUGGUGAGGAGCUAGAGCGGCUCUUGAAAAAGAAAUAUGAAGGCCACUGGUACCCUGACAAGCCACUGAAGGGCUCUGGCUUCCGCUGUGUCCACAUUGGGGAGAUCGUGGACCCCGUGGUGGAGCUGGCUGCCAAGCGGAGCGGCCUGGCGGUGGAGGAUGUGCGGGCCAAUGUUCCUGAGGAGCUGAGCGUCUGGAUUGACCCUUACGAGGUGUCCUACCAGAUCGGUGAGAAGGGAGCUGUGAAGGUGCUGUAUCUGGAUGACAGCGAGGGCUGUGUUGCCCCAGAGCUGGACAAGGAGAUCAAGAGCAGCUUCAACCCUGAUGCCCAGGUGUUUGUGCCCAUCGGCAGCCAGGACAGUUCCCUGUCCAACUCCCCAUCGCCAUCCUUUGGCCAGUCGCCCAGCCCCACCUUCAUUCCCCGCUCUGCCCAGCCCAUCACUUUUACCACAGCCUCCUUCGCAGCCACCAAGUUUGGCUCCACCAAGAUGAAGAAGGGUGGCGGGGCAGCGGGUGGGGGUGGUGUGGCCAGCAGUGGGGCAAGCAGCCAGCAGCCCCCACAGCAGCAGCCUCGCAUGGCCCGCUCUCCCACUAACAACCUGCUGAAACAGAAGAACCUCUCUCUGUCUCUGCAUUCACUGAACUUCAUCACCGCCAACCCGGCCCCUCAGUCCCAGCUCUCGCCCAAUGCCAAGGAGUUCGUGUACAACGGCGGUGCCUCUCCCAGCCUCUUCUUUGAUGGGGCCGAUGGCCAGGGCAGUGGCACCCCGGCCCCCUUUGGGGGCAGUGGGGCUGGCACCUGCAACAGCAGCAGCUUCGACAUGGCCCAGGUAUUUGGAGGUGGCACCAAUAGCCUCUUCCUGGAGAAGACGCCCUUCGUGGAAGGCCUCAGCUACAACCUGAACACCAUGCAGUACCCCAGCCAGCCGUUCCAGCCGGUGGUGCUGGCCAACUGACCGCCCACCUGCCCGCAGGGCCAGGAGCACCCAAGACCACAGAAAAGAGAAAGGAAAGGAAAGGCCAAAAAAAGAGGAAAAGAAAAAUAUACAAAAAGAUUUCCAAUCUUCUCACUCUAACUUCUAGAAAAAAGAUCCAGCCCAGGCAUGGAGAGGGAGGGGGCUCCCGAAGCACCGAAUCGUGUUUAACUCAACCCCCUGCUAUUUUCCUGCCUGCCUCUGAUUUAUUUGGUUUGGGUUUUAUAUUUCUUUUUUUUUUCUUUUUUCUUUUUUUUUUUACAUGUAGUUUUCUAUAUAACAUCUUUAAUUAGUGGCUUCCUGUGCUAAGAAUGGUCCAGAUGUGAAUUGCUGCUCCCUGCUCCUUCCUUCCCUGCUCCCUCCCGUCCGCCCUCUCUCCACAGCCUGGUUUAGGGUUGGUGUGUCCAAGCUCAUAGCGAAGGGAGAACCACAGCUAGGUCUGGCCCUCCUCAGAACCUCAGAACAGGGAGAGCCUGCCCCAUGUCACUGCCUCCAUCAUCCAGCUAUCCUCUCACUCAGAGCCAUCCAACCUCAGCAGGCCUCGGGCCCUGCCGCCCAAAUAGGUCUGACUCCAGCCCCUACUCCCUCUCAGGCCUGGGCCCUAGGCAGCUGCUUGCCACUUGACACCCUCCCCCUGGAGCUGAUGUCCGUGACUCCAGGGAGGUCAGCACUCUGUCUAGUGUAAUUCCUUCCAUUUCUGCCCUGUGGCCCCACGCCACCUUCCCCACCUGGCCCAGACUGUCACUGAGGCCCUGGAGACCCAGUGGUUGGCACAUGUGACGCCUCCCAUGCAUCCCCUUCCCUGGGCCUGAGGUGGAGAGGGAGGUGGGGCAGGUGCAGGUGUGUAUGUGCGUGUGUGCACAAGGCUUGCUGUCCUGCUUUAAAGGAUUCCGAGGCAUGUGAAACUUCCCUUCUGGGUAUGAUUCCGGGUUGCAGCAAGUGCUUAUGUAUGUAUGAGGUUGGGGGAUGGGCGGGGGUGGGUUGUCAGUCUUUUUGUAGGGUGGUUCACAUGGCAGGGCGAGACUAGCAGAGCCUAAGACACUCCCAGGGGAAAGUACUGCAGAAGGAACUGGUUUCCAGACUGCGGAGGGAUCUGCACUUCUGUUUUGACCAAAAAAGGGGGGGGGGGUUAGCUGUGAGGUGCUGAAAGAAUACCCAGCCUCUGAAACCUAAGAGAAGUCCCUGGACUGAGACCCUCCUAUUAUGUUACCUUAGCCCAGGGUGGGAGUUUGGGUCAGUGUCUGUAGUGGGCAGUCCUAAGCCUUGAAUUGAGACUUUGGUCUUUCAGUUACAGAUGUUGUUUUAGUACAUUUCUUCCCCUGCCUGCUUGAGAACCUCUUGGUACCUCUUGCCAUCCUCCGUCACUGCCCAUCCCAGCCCCCGGGCCCUGAUGCUGUGAGGAGAGUUCCGGGCAGGCUGAGCUAGACAGGCGCUUGGUCAUCACAGGUGGUAUGUUUGGACUGUUGAAGAGGCUCACUCCCCACCUGUGCUGGAGAGAAGUUGUUUGACCAGACCCCAGUGGACUAGCUUCCAUGCUAUGACACUUCGGCAGGUGGCGCACACGACAUGAGAGCCCCCAUCACCAGAAAGUACCAAAGCCCUCGACACCCCACUCCCUCCUCCCCAGUCCCCAAGUGGGCAACUGCUGUGGCAGUGUGUCCUGCCCCGACAGACACUGCCAGCCUCCUCUCCCUGCAGUGGGCGCCAGCUCUACCUCCCCGAGCCAGGCUAUGCCCUGGCUCCUCGGCCCAGCACCAUCUGUCCCCCUAGACUUCUCAGGGGCCAGCCCAGUCUGGGCCACCCUCUCCCUAGCCCUCAGCUCCCACAAAGGUGACAGGCCCAGGCUGCUCUCUGGGAAAGGUUGGAUGCUGCCUUAUCCCUCUUCCCACUCCUCCUCUCACAUACACACAGGCACCCACCACACCCUGGCCAGCUUGUUUCUCACCACAUGGAGAGUGGGAGACCAACCCCUUAGUGUCUUUUGAAAUAUGAAGUAAAGUAUGUAUUCAGGAGCAUGAUUCCUGUGCUGGGCUCUUAGGCCCACUUCAGUCUGUCUGUCUCAAACCUAGGCAUUUUUGCUUCAAUUUUAUUUUUUUUAAGAAAAAAAGAAAAAUCUGCACUAAUUUACCUGGUUUCGUAGGAAAACUUUUUUUUUAUUUUUUACAUUUUUUGGUGUCCGUUUGUAUUGAAUAAUUUGCUACAUUUGUAAGAUGUAAGAGGUAUAUAUAAUAUAUGUAUAUUUCUAACGUAAAAAAUGUAAUUUUUUCUUUUCAAGAUUUUUUCUUAAAAAGAGGAGACAAACAAAGAUAUUUUUUCAGGAAAAACAAACUUUAAAAUAAAAAAAAGGAGAAUACAACCUAUUUUUCCCCUUUCCCCAUCCUCUAUCUACCCCUCUUUCCCAGAAACAAAAGGUGGAUUGUCUUGUAAAGAAUGUAAACUUUUAGUCCAGAAUGAUGUAUUUUUCUCAAUGCAGUAAGCUUAGAUUCUCUAGUUUGACCCCUAGGGAUGGGAAGGGGGGGGCAUUGAGGCAACAUGGAGAGGAGCUUGGGGGGAGCAGGGUAAUGAACUUGUUUUCUUUAGUGAAGGAGGAAUACAAUCAAGCGUUUUGUAUUCAGAAUGUUGUGCAAUAUUUUGGAAUGGGACAUUGGUGUGUUUAGAGAUUUAGUUUAAAAACAAAACAAAAAGAUUGAUCAAAUCUGUACAGUUUAUAUUGUUCCAGAUUUUUUUAAGUUUGUAUUAAAAGCAUGAUACAUAAUAGC
This is a messenger RNA of Vicugna pacos (alpaca), 3911 nucleotides long. The record is from RefSeq and is a predicted model, not a curated record. Lineage: Eukaryota; Metazoa; Chordata; Mammalia; Artiodactyla; Camelidae.